CACGCUGUUGCUGGUGCUGCGGGUAGAGGCGGAGGAGCGGUGGCUGCUGUACAGAGACAGCACGUCAGGCUGGAGCCUCAGCUGUCCGCGGUGCUACUAUUCCCUUCUCCCUCUCCCUGGUUCCGCGGGUGCGUAUCCGUUUCAGCCCUCCCCUCGCGCAGAAAGCAUUCUGUCCCGAUAACAUCGCCUUCAGCCUGCGUUAUGUUGCGAUAGAUCAGGUGAAUGGGGCUCUUAAGGAUUAUGAUGCCGCCCAAGUUGCAGCUGUUGGCGGUACUGACCUUCGGCAUCACCAUGCUCUUUCUGGAGAACCAGAUACAGAAGCUGGAGGAGUCCCGGGGAAAGCUCGAACGAGCAAUUGCGCAGCAUGAGGUACGAGAAAUCGAGCAGCGGCACUCUCUAGAUGGCUCUCGACAAGAGGUGGUGCUCAAUGAGGAUAUUUUGAUUAUUUAUAAUAGAGUCCCUAAGACCGCCAGCACAUCUUUUACAAAUAUUGCCUACGACCUCUGCGCAAAAAACAAGUAUCACGUUCUUCACAUUAACACUACGAAAAAUAAUCCAGUGAUGUCUCUCCAAGAUCAGAUGCGAUUUGUCAAGAAUGUCAGCUCCUGGAACGAGAUGAAACCUGGGUUCUAUCACGGACAUAUUUCCUUUUUGGAUUUCACAAAAUUUGGAAUUAAAAAGAAACCAAUUUAUAUAAAUAUCAUCCGGGAUCCUAUUGAGCGCCUUGUUUCCUACUACUACUUCCUGCGCUUUGGGGAUGACUAUCGGCCUGGGUUACGGAGGAGAAAACAAGGGGACAAAAAGACCUUUGAUGAAUGUGUAGCAGCAGGGGGCUCUGACUGCGCUCCGGAGAAACUAUGGCUCCAGAUUCCGUUCUUCUGUGGCCACAGCUCAGAAUGCUGGAACGUGGGGAGUAAAUGGGCCCUGGACCAAGCCAAGUACAACCUGGUUAAUGAAUACUUUCUUGUGGGCGUCACAGAGGAACUGGAAGACUUCAUUAUGUUGCUAGAAGCAGCCUUACCGCGUUUCUUUAAGGGCGCUACAGAGCUUUAUCGUUCAGGUAAGAAAUCACAUCUCAGAAAAACAACUGAGAAAAAAGCACCUUCGAAAGAAACCACCGCAAAACUCCAACAGUCGGAUAUAUGGAAGAUGGAGAACGAAUUCUACGAGUUUGCACUGGAACAGUUUCAGUUUGUCAGGGCACACGCAGUGCGAGAAAAAGACGGAGAGCUCUAUAUCCUAACACAAAACUUUUUCUAUGAAAAGAUUUACCCAAAGUCAAAUUAAGGACAGUUUAUUCGGUUGGUUUAAUUGACUACACCUUCGUUCAUAAGACUUUAAUUUCAGACUUACGGGCUGGGUUGGUAAUUAUGCCCUUGAGAAUGGCUUAUUGAUAAUUUGAUAUGGUCGUCUUCAAAUGAGCCAUGUCAAAUGUGUGCCACUAAGGAAAUCUGACCUUCAGAUAAUAUCCGUUGAAACCUUCUGUCACACAGUCAUGUUCAUGGGAAGAAAUUUGCUUCACAAUUAAACACUGGACCAUUGUGAAAAGAAAAAAGAAUUAUACACUGUACAGACAAACUAGUUCCUGAGUCCUUUUAUUCAUUCUUUUUAUUUUUAGCACGUGUCACACUUAUUGACAUGUAAAUUUAAUUUGUGUCCAAUCUGAAUCAGUGAUGGUUUCUCAGUAUGUGCUUCUCACUGUCGAAUAUUUAAACACAUUUUGAAAGCUGUGUUGUACAAGCUGCUGUUAAUUCUGCCCAUGAUAAAUUGGUACUUAAAGGGACAUGUCACAAUUAAGAUUUUAUGAUUCAGAUUGAGCAUAAAGUUUAAAAAAAUCUAGUUUACUUCUGUGACUAAGUUUAUUUAGUUUUCUUGAUGUCCUUUGUUGAAGGGAUAUGAAACCCAACAUUUUUUUUUUCGUGAUUCGGAUAGCGCAUACAUUUUUUAACAACUUUCCAAUUUACCUCCGUUCUCAUUUUUGCUUCAUUCUCUUGGUAUCCUUUAUUGAAAGAGUAGCAAUGCACUACUGGGAGGUAGCUAAACACAUCAGUAAGCCUACCUAUGUAUGCUUUUCAACAAAGGAUAUCAGGAGAACAAAGCAAAUUAAAUAAAUUUGGAAAUUUGUUUAAAAUUGUAUGCCCUAAAAUGUGUGUUUCUUGCACCUUUAAAAGAGCAUAGUAGGUUUAGGAUUACACGUGUAUUGGUUAACCAGUAGUGUUUACAACAAUUUUGUGCAUGCUCCAAAGCCAAACUAUGCUUUAGAACAAAGUAUAUCACAACAGCAAAGUAUAUUUAAUAUUAAAAGUAAAUUGUAACUUUUUUUUUUUUAUCACUCUCUAUCUGAAUCAUAACAAUUUAAUUUUUACAUUCAUGUUUCUUUAAUUAAUGUUGUUGUCCUUUUAGUAGCAACAACAAUGUACCCAGCAAAUAAGGCAGUUUUUUUCUGCCCGUUGUCCAGAGAGAUUUAAAGUCUCUACAUUUCAUUGACUUACUAUUGUAAGUGCAAAUUUUAUAUUAGCUGGUUUUGCUUUUUUCUGUAUAUUGCAAUGUUUAUUCAAUGCAUUGCAAGCCCAAAUGAUGAGCUGUGGUAAUAGGGUUUCCUACUCCAUAAUUUUACCUGUAGAAUAUUUUUUACUAAAGUGCUUUGUAAUGUGUUUUAAAUAUUAGCAAACGGAAUAAAAAAAGCUGUAAUUAAUGCA
Messenger RNA from Bombina bombina (fire-bellied toad), 2699 nucleotides. It is a transcript of the gene HS2ST1, whose product is annotated as heparan sulfate 2-O-sulfotransferase 1. Gene Ontology annotation, cellular component: membrane. The transcript has 7 exons. Bases 223 to 1287 code for a protein of 354 amino acids. Gene Ontology annotation, molecular function: heparan sulfate 2-sulfotransferase activity. The record is from RefSeq and is a predicted model, not a curated record. NCBI's taxonomy places the organism in Eukaryota, Metazoa, Chordata, Amphibia, Anura, Bombinatoridae.